AUGGAGCGCAGAUACUCGUCUUCUGCGCCACUAACUAAGGAGCUGGUCGACCAGUUUCGCGAGUCGAUGAUUCGCGACCUCAAAUUCGAUCCGCCUUACGUUUUUGUCAUUUUUGGAGCUUCGGGAGAUCUUGCGAAGAAAAAGAUCUACCCAACAUUGUGGUGGCUUUUCCGAGACAAUCUUCUUCCGGCCAACAUCAAGUUUCUCGGAUACGCCCGAUCGGAUUUGAAUGUGGAAAAACUAAAAGCAUCGUUCGAAAAGUUUUGCAAGGUGAAAGAUUCGGAGCGCAAUGGCUUUAAUAAAUUCAUUGAGCAUUGCUCAUAUGUUCAGGGAAAAUAUGACACUUCAGAAGGCUAUAAAAAGAUUGAGGAAUACAUUGGAGAAUUUCAAAAGGGAAGCAACAAUCAACCAGUAAACCGCCUGUAUUACCUCGCUCUCCCACCAUCAGUUUUCAAUGUUGUAACUAAGGAGUUGAAAGAAAACUGCAUGGAUCAUGGUGAUUCUUGGACUCGAAUUAUCAUCGAGAAGCCGUUUGGACAUGAUUUGGCUUCAUCGUGUGAAUUAUCUAAACAUUUGGCUCAACUGUUCAAAGAAGAGCAAAUUUACCGCAUCGACCAUUAUUUGGGAAAAGAAAUGGUGCAGAAUUUGAUGGUCCUUAGAUUCGGAAAUCGAAUUCUAUCACCAUCAUGGAAUCGCGAUCAUAUUGCAUCUGUCAUGAUCUCGUUCAAGGAAGAUUUCGGAACUGGCGGUCGCGCUGGAUAUUUCGACAAAGCUGGAAUCAUCCGAGACGUCAUGCAAAAUCAUUUGAUGCAAAUAUUGACUCUCGUUGCCAUGGAAAAGCCGGCUUCAUUGAAUGCUGAAGACAUUCGCGAUGAGAAAGUCAAGGUUCUCAAAGCUGCGAAAGUAGUUGAGCUAAAGGAUUUGGUUAUCGGACAAUAUGUCGCCAAUCCCGAUUGUUCUCAUCCGGAAGCUGCUCAAGGCUAUAAAGAUGAUGAAGCUAUUCCAAAAGAUUCGAAAACUCCGACAUACGCAUUGGCUGUUGUUCACAUCAAUAAUGAGCGAUGGGAAGGUGUUCCUUUCUUCUUGAGAUGCGGAAAAGCUCUUAAUGAAAAGAAAGCUGAAGUUCGGAUACAAUUCAAAGAAGUCAACGGUGAUAUUUAUCCACCUGGUGAGCUCAAAAGAUCUGAGCUUGUCAUGCGAGUUCAACCAAAUGAAGCGGUUUACGUGAAACUGAUGACCAAAAAACCAGGAAUGGGUUUCGGUGUCGAAGAGACCGAACUCGAUUUGACCUACAACAACCGGUACAAGGAAGUUCGUCUUCCGGACGCAUACGAGCGUCUCUUCCUUGAAGUCUUUAUGGGAUCGCAGAUUAACUUUGUGCGUACCGAUGAGCUUGAAUACGCCUGGAAGAUUCUGGAUCCAGUCCUUGCAGAAAUUGAUAAUGGCAAAGUGAAACCAGUCGAGUAUAAAUUCGGAAGCCGCGGACCCGAUGAGGCUGAUGAGCUUAUGAAGAAGUAUGGUUUCGUCUUCACAGGAACUUACAAAUGGGUUGCCCCCAAACUUUAA
Molecule: messenger RNA, 1566 nt
Organism: Caenorhabditis bovis
Lineage: Eukaryota; Metazoa; Nematoda; Chromadorea; Rhabditida; Rhabditidae
Source: the annotation of a GenBank genome assembly